This is a messenger RNA of Sesamum indicum (sesame), 2450 nucleotides long. Lineage: Eukaryota; Viridiplantae; Streptophyta; Magnoliopsida; Lamiales; Pedaliaceae. The record is from RefSeq and is a predicted model, not a curated record.
UCUCUCUCUCGUUCUCUUGCCGGAAAAAUCACAAGUUUUUCUUCAGAUUUGUGUCUCUGAGCUACCUGUGCUGGUGUUAGAGCAGUGUUUUAGUAAGAAAGGAGAAGAAUGUGAUGAUGGUUUCUUGAGCUACAGUGGGAUUUCUUGAUCUUACUUCAAGUUUUGGGUUUUAGUACGAGAAGGUCUUCUCUGAUUUUUGCUGUGAAAAUCACAAUGUGAGGAGAGGUGAACUUUGGCGUUUAGUGUUGCGCAUGUGUUCUUGAUUGUGAUGAUGGUGGCUGCUGUUUCUGAAGCAGCUUCAACAACAAGUGACCCACAAAACCCCAAAACCACCGCCUCACAAGAUGAUGAGCAUUCAAGAAGACCGCCAUUGUUGCCUUCCGAGAAGGAUAAUAGCAAUGCGGUUGCAGACAAUCAAAGAAAACCCAAAUCAAGAAUUGUCUCUUCUAGAUACAUGUCCCCUUCAACUUCCACUUCUACUUCAAAUUCAUCCUCGGUUUCCUCUUCAUCUUCUUCUUCGAGAAGGUAUCCCUCCCCUUUACUUUCAAGAAACUCAACCCCAGCGUCAAAUGCACCUUCCUUAGGCGCCAAGAGGUCUGUUUCCGUCGACCGGCGGCGUCCGGCGGCUGCUAGACCUUUAAUACCUGAUCUUGAUUCCAAGAAUGGCAAUUGUUCCGAGGUUUCAGCUGCCACAAAGCUUCUUGUCACCUCAACUCGGAGUUUGUCGGUUUCCUUUCAAGGGGAAGCCUUUUCCUUGCCCAUUAGUAAGACCAAGGGGGCGCCUUCUUCACCUAAUCUGAGUAGUGUGCGGAAAGGAACGCCCGAGAGGCGAAGGAGUAGUACUCCAUUGAGAGGGAAGGUUGAUGGGGUAGGAGAUCAGGUGGAAAAUUCCAAGCCGGCUGAUCAACAUCGAUGGCCUGCUAGGAAUCGGCUGGUUAAUCCGUUGUCGAGGAGUUUGAACUGUAGUGGUGGUGGUGGGGAGAGGAGUAAGCUAAUUGGAUCUGGGGAGUCAAUUCGAGCAUUGCAGCAAUCGAUGAUUGAGGAGAGGAGGCCUUCUCUUGAUGGAAGGUUGAGUCUUGAUUUGGGAAAUUCCGAGCUUCUAAAGGCGGUUCCACGAGCCGAUGAUGGAAAUUCAGUUAAUAAUGAGUUGUCCAUGCCAUCUGAUCUCACUGCAUCUGAUUCAGAUAGUGUUUCUUCUGGUAGUACUUCAGGAGUUCAAGAAUGCGAUGGGGCUUCCAACGGGCAAAAUGGGCGUCGUGGGAUUGUUGUUUCGGCUAAGUUUUGGCAAGAUACAAAUAGUCGGUUGAGGAGGCUGCAGGAUCCGGGUUCGCCUCUAUCACCGACUCCUGGGUCCAAACUGAUUGUGCCGCCAAAAUUGAGAAGGUAUUCAAGUGACGGUCCAUUAUCAUCUUUAUCGUGCCAACGAACAAUGUCGUCUCCUGUUCGUGGAGGCAUUAGGUCUGCAUCGCCUGGAAAGCUUAUGACACCUGUUGGAUCAUCUCCAUCGCGGGGUCAUAGUCCAUCUCGGAUCAGAAAUGCAGUUAGCACCAUUAGUAACAAUUUUGUUGAAACACCUUCAGUCCUUAGUUUUGCUGUUGAUGUUCGGAGGGGGAAAGUUGGGAAGAACCGAAUUGUUGAUGCGCACUUGUUGAGACUUAUGUAUAAUCGUUACCUGCAGUGGCGUUUUGUUAAUGCGAGAACUCAAGCAAUCUUGUUGGUGCAGAGACAUAUUGCAGAGAAAAAUCUAUGGAAUGCGUGGAUAACAAUCUCGGAUCUACGUGAUACUGUCACCAAGAAACGACACAGAUUGCAGUUGCUGAGGCAAAAGCUGAAAUUAGCUUCCAUUCUAAAAGGACAAGUGACGUUCUUAGAAGAUUGGGCUUUGUUGGAGAAAGACCACUCGACUUCUCUGCUUGGAGCUAUCGAAUCGCUAAAGGCUAGCACUCUUCGCCUUCCAGUUGUUGGAGGAGCAAUCGUCGAGGAACUGAACUCUUUAGUGACUGAACUUGCUAAAAUGGCUGCCAAAGAACGAGCAUCACUUGAACAAUGCACAGAGUUUAUCUCCCUGUUAGCAGCCAUUCAGGUUCGAGACAGCAGCCUGAGAGCACAUAUAAUCCAACAUAACCAUGUACCGCCAGCCUGACAAGACACUGUUAGAACUGAUUGUUUCUCGACAUUCUACUCUAGAUGCUAACACCACACGGAAUCCUCGGACCUAGUAGUAAUAAGAAUUUUUGCAGCUCAACCGAUGGAUUCGCAGUCCAGUUCUCCUCCAGGCAUCCGAUAUUACAGGAAAACUGGUCAUUUGUUUCUCAGUAGUUAGCUGUACACACGCACUUGUUUUUCGUUCUUGUUCUACUUUCUUUCCCCUUCUCAGGGAGAAUGGAAAACCGAUGUAUAUAUGUAAUAUUCUAACUGCAUUGUCAUUAACCACUUCUUGUCUAUUUAUA